AUGGCUUUUGCUAACGAUUAUGCUGAGGAAUGUAAGAACAGUUACCUCCCUUUGAUUGUUGACCAUAUUUUCUUUUUCUUUACUAACAUAAUUUUUUUUUCACUUGUAGGAGUGGCUAAAGCCUUUAAUGAUGUAGUCUCCCCUCACCCUGACAUUGUGGAGCUCUGUAGGCAGUUCUGGGGGGCGGAGGAUCUUUCCUCACCAAAGAUGAAACUGGCCAUGAUUCCAAAGUCGGCCCGACUGGUGUAUGGGGUUAACAAGAAGACCGGAGAGAAGAAUAAGUUCCCUCUAGUGGUGGUCAAUAAUGUGUAUAUAUUCCCCGGUGUCCCAUCCAUUAUGGAGAGGAGUUUUAUAGCUUUAGAGGAUUUGUUUAAGAAUCCUGAUGCCCAUUUUUACACAGAAGAAAUCUUUGUCCAGCAAGAUGAGGUAUCAAUUGCUGCCAUACUGAAUGAGGUGGACCAAGAAUUUAAACUUGAUGUAACACUAGGGUCGUACCCAGACUUUCAUAACAGUUAUUACAAAGUUAAAUUGAUGCUGGAAUCCAGUAAACCAGAACAAAUACAUAAAGCUAUUGCUUCACUGAAAGAAAAAUUACCUGAAGGUAGCAUUGUAGACUAUGAUAGCCAGCCCAUCAAAAAUGCAACACGUAGAGUUUAUGACUUGAUCGAGUCAAGUAACUCUGAUGACCAUUACAGAAACUGUGUUAAAGAGGCUGUGUCUGUAUUAGAGGAAUGUCUAGAAAAAUACAGUUUAGAUGAAAUAUGUAUUGGCUUCAAUGGAGGAAAAGAUUGCACAGUCUUACUUCACAUUUAUUAUGCAGUUGUGAAAAGAAAGUAUCCCGAUUUUCAAGGAAGGCUGAAAGCUUUGUAUAUCAAGAGCAGACUCCCAUUUCCUGAGGAAGAAAAAUUUACACAGUUAUCACGAGAUAAGUAUCGACUUGAGAUGUUGCAUUUUGAGGGCCGUAUAAAAGACAGUCUCCAGCAGCUGAAAGAUAAGCAUUCUGACAUCAAAGCUGUGAUAAUGGGCACCAGGAUUACAGACCCUUACUCAAGUCAUUUACAAGCCUUCAGUAUGACCGAUUCUGAUUGGCCACAGUUUAUGAGGGUGAAUCCUGUUUUAAACUGGUCUUAUAGACAUAUAUGGAAGUUUCUUAGAGACCUAAAUAUACCUUACUGUAGUUUAUAUGAUAGAGGAUAUACCUCUUUAGGUAGUAUGAACAACACCCAUCCCAAUCCACUGUUACAGUAUAUUGAUGAUCAUGGAGUGUUGAGGUAUAAACCAGCCUACACCUUGUCAGAUCCUACAAAGGAGAGAGAUGGCAGGAACUGAUCCUACUGUAGAGAAGGCUGGUGGCAACUAAUCCUACAAAGGAGAAAAGUGGUAGGAUGUGAUCCUACUAAGGAGAAAUAUAGUAGGAUCUGAUCCUACCUUGACAAAGGAUAGUAGGAACUGAUCCUAAUGAGGAGAAAAAAGGGUAGGAUCUGAUUCUACCAUGGAAUAGGAUGGUAUAAUCUUAUCCUAUAGAGAAGGAUGGUAGGAUAUGAUCCUACCAAAGAAAUUGACAGGAACUGAUUUUUAAUAUUUUCUACUUGAAAUUUGCAAAAGUGCUGGUUGUAAAUUUUAAAGUUUAAAGCAGGGUACUGAUCAGUUUCUGUUAUUCUAUUUUCAUAUCUUUAAACAUCACAGAAUGUGUAGACAUUUGCAUUCCAUUCAUUCAGGGACAAUGUGGUUUGUCACUAAGAAAUAGGAAAUCCACAUAUCAUCUUCUCAAAUGAAGAUACAUAACCUAUGUUUUAUGAUGUUUGAUUCAACUUUUACUAUAAAUUUUUUAUGGUGCUUUUUUUUUGUUCAAAAUGUCACAGGUACUUAUUUUUGCAUUAGAAAAUAUUUUCAAAUGAAGUGUUCUAUGAAAUAAUCAUUUGUCGUUUAAUCAGUUAAUCUAAAUAAUAAUACUGAUGACCAAAAAAUGUUGUUAAGUGUGAGAAAUAUUUAUUGUAUUUUAUAACUGAAGGAGAUUUAUGAUGUCUUGGUACAUAAACAUUUUCAUGCAUUUUAUACAGAAGACUUUACUCAGACCUACAGAGUAGCUUGCAUUGAUUAUCAAACCAAUCUGAUUAAAAUCAGAUCCUUUGAUCCGCUCUCAUAGAUCCCUACACAAGGAUCUGAAGAAACCCCAUUCAGGGUCAUCUGUAGGUGAGGUUUCUAAUAAAAAUAUUCAUUAAAUUCUGACCAAUCAGAGAGAUCGUACUUAAGAGACAUUCGGGAAAAUGAAUAUAGAGGUGAAAGCAAUGUGGAGGAGAUCUUGUCAUAUUGUACAAAACAAAUAGGCAAAAAUCAAAUACUUUAUAUUUUUUCUGUACAGAAAAAACGGUGGUUGUUCUUUUGAGAGGCUAUGGAAACCAGGUCAUUUUUUUAAUGUUUGUUUAUCAUCAGAGCUUUCACUUCUGUAACUAAAUUUCUAGAUACUUUUAAAUUCUAAGAAGAAAACAUUUGAUUGGAUAGUUGAAAGGUCACCAGGAGAUGUCCCUGAUUGGGGUUUCUUCAGAUCCUUAUGAGGAUCCAUUUGAAUGGAUCAAAGGAUCUGAUUUAAUCAGAUUGUGAUCAAACCAUCAUUUACCCUCUGUGAUAGUUUAUCUUAGUUUUUCACUUUGUUUCCAAUCAUUAAACUGUGAACAUUUUGUUUGUUUAUAAAAAAUAUUUUUAUAUUAUUUCAGAAUAUACAGUUUUAUGUAUACGUGUACACUUUUUAAUGGAA
Saccostrea cuccullata (small rock oyster) is the source of this 2755-nucleotide messenger RNA. Its product is annotated as FAD synthase-like. Gene Ontology annotation, biological process: FAD biosynthetic process. Bases 1 to 1329 code for a protein of 442 amino acids. NCBI's taxonomy places the organism in Eukaryota, Metazoa, Mollusca, Bivalvia, Ostreida, Ostreidae. The record is from RefSeq and is a predicted model, not a curated record. Gene Ontology annotation, molecular function: FMN adenylyltransferase activity. The transcript has 10 exons.